CCCACAAACCCCUGCCCUCCCUGCACGGCCCCCCCCACCCCUCUCCACCCGCAGGACACAGGGAGGUUCUGUAGAGUCCCCCCCAGGACCAUGUCCUCUUCCAGCCCCAAGCAGCCCGCCGAGUCCCAGCCCAGCCCCCGGGAGAAGGCUCUGACUUGCAGGGUUGGAGGGGAGGAGGCCGGGCUGGGUGGGGGCUACAAGAUGGAAGAGCUAAGCAGACCCAUCCUGGGCACCAAGAGCACGUCCAGCCCCCAGAACGUGUGCACGGCACGGCCCCUAAAGCGUAGCCUCCAGGAGCUGGAGAACAGCCACCCGGAGAGAAAGAUCAGAGCGGUGACCCCGAUGCACUCCACCUCCUCCUCUUCAUCCUCCGCCUGCACCGUCAGGGACCGAGACUGGGAGAGGGAAGCCAACGCAGGUAGGAAGGUCCGGACGCCAGAUCUGGAGGGCGAAGUCAUGAAGGCGGCGGAGCCCCAGCGGAACCCUGCCCAAACACUCCACCAGCACGUCAAUACCUUCAUGGAGGGACACAAGGUUCCCCUCCACUCCUCGUCCUUGUUCCCCGCGGGCCUCUACCCAGGGGCCUUGGUCUCUCAGAUCCAGGAAGUUUGCGAGGCCCCGCCGGGCUACCACUCCUACCCUUUGCAGUACUUGAAGAACCCCGCCGUCCUGUCGCCGCUGGUACCGCCCUUUGCCAUACACUCCUUGAUGAUGCAGAGGCAGCUGUUGGCCCAGGCGCCCCACAGCCCCGCCCACAUGUACCGACACCCAAUGGGAGCGUCGUAUGCGGAGCUGCUGCAUCACGGCCUGUACCCCAUGUCGGCCAUGUCCGCCCUAAACGCACAGCAGCACCCAGCCUUCGGCCCCUCACAGCUGUCCUCCAUCCACCCGAGUACCAAACUAUCAUGACUUGUGCUGUAAAUGUCCUGACCCCUUCACCACCCCACUCCUGUACAUACCUAUUCAGAGUUAACCAUUCCCCCUCACAAGCAGGUGUCACAGCUGAUACCGUUAGAUAAGAUACCGUGACGCGUGCCCCCCCCCCCACCCACCCCC
Messenger RNA from Esox lucius (northern pike), 1056 nucleotides. RefSeq names its product AT-rich interactive domain-containing protein 5B-like. The transcript has a single exon. Bases 91 to 909 code for a protein of 272 amino acids. The record is from RefSeq and is a predicted model, not a curated record. NCBI's taxonomy places the organism in Eukaryota, Metazoa, Chordata, Actinopteri, Esociformes, Esocidae.